AUGGCUUAUGCUGCUGUGAUUUCUCUUAGGCACACCAUGGAACGCCUUGCAUAUUCUUCUCCAGAAAUCAUUACUCCUUUAUACAAGAAAGUGCAUUCGCUGCAGCAAAAUCUCAAAAGACCGAGAACCAGCAGCAGCACGUUGAUGGAUGCCAUCGAUGCAAAAAUCCGAGAUGUAGUAUCGAGAUUCGAAGACGUAUUUGAAUCAUACGUCUCAGAUGAAGUAGCUUCGCAGCUGCAAAUCUUUGGAGACGAAGUUAAACUCUCCCUAGAUCUGCAGAAUCUGAAACCAGAGAUUGAUUUCUUCAUCGCCGCGUUGAAGAAGAUGGAGGAAGAAUACAUCAAAGAGCUGGAAAAACCAUUAUUGCCUGAUGAUGAAGAAGAAGAUAACGAUGAUUCAUCCACAGCUGAUUUUGGUGGAGAGAAGUCGGCGAUCUUCGGAUUAUCGGACGUGUACAAUGAACUCAGAGAUCAACUCACUGUAAUCGAACAGUUGCUCAGAUUCAAAGCUGUGGCGCUCGUUGGAAUGGCUGGCUUCGGUAAGACUACUCUUGCUCGGAAAUUUUUUGAAGAUCCUUUGAUUUUAGAUUACUUUGAAUGCCACGCAUGGGUGAAAGUAGGGAGAAAAUGUCGAUUGGAAAAAAUCAUAAGGCACAUUCUAGCACAAUUGGAUUCUGAUAGAGGUGAAAUGUGUGAUAUGGACGAAGAGAUGGUAGCUCACUCCUUGAGAGAGAGUUUGAAGGGAAAGAGGUUUCUCAUUGUGUUGGAUGAUGUAUGGGAAACUAAUCUCUUAGUAGAGAUUGCAAAGUUGUGUCAUUACGACAAAGAUGGAAGUCGAAUCUUGCUCACGAGUAGGCUACAGCAUGUUGGGGGACGAGGCGUAGCAGACUUGCAUAUGCGUUUGCUGAAUAAAGAAGAAAGUUGGGAUCUUCUUCGAGAGAAGGUGUUUGGGGAAGAAUCGUGCUCGUAUCAACUUGAGAAAGUUGGAAGGAAAGUAGCGGAGAACUGUGAAGGUCUUCCUCUUAUGAUCGUCAAGGUUGCUGGCUUCCUAUCAAAGUAUGGAGAAAAAACAGUGGAAUGUUGGAGUGAGGUAAUGUCAAGGAAGAAUCACAAAGUUUACACUGAUGCAUACAAGGAAAUAUGUGAGGUAGUUUUUCCAAGCUAUGACAACUUGCAAUGGCAUUUAAAGGCGUGCUUUCUUUAUAUGGGAGUUUUUCGUCAAAAUUAUGAGAUUUCCCAAUCCAAGCUUAUCAAGAUGUGGAUUGCAGAGGGAUUUCUCGAACCUUAUAACAUCCAAGAUUUGGAGCAUCACAGCAAGGCGUGUCUGAAUGAGCUUGUAUCAAAUAAUCUUGUUAUGUUCACCCAACAAAGCUCCAUUUCUGUUUUGGAGCAAACUAAAGGAGUCAAGAAUUGUAAGCUUCAUUCUUGUGUGUGGUAUCUGUGCAACAGAGAAGCUAUGGAGAACAAGUUUUUCCAUGUCUUAAGAUACCUUGCUGAUGCCCAGGCUGAUGGGCUUGAGAGGCAGCGUAGAUUGUGCGUUCACAAUAGCGUGCUACUUGGUAUUAAAGAUGUGCACGAGUCAAUGGUGGAAAAUUGUGGUUCCACUGUGCGCUCUCUGUUGUGUUUUGGUGUGUAUCAUCAAUAUCAAGUGACAAUAUGCUCGUAUUUGAGGUUGUUGAGGGUGCUUGAUGCCCUUUCAAUCCGGAUGUACGAGUUCCCAAAUGAUGUAUUGGAACUGGUUCACUUGAGGUACCUUGCCCUCACUUGUGAUGGCGAGCUCCCUGGUUCAAUAUCCAAACUGUGGAACCUUCACAUCUUAAUUAUUCAUCGACACUUGGGCAUCAAAUGGUGUGAAGAUCCUUCAUAUUUGCCUAUGGAGAUAUGGGAUAUGAAAGGCUUGAAGCAUCUUGAGAUCAUGGGGUGUGACCUACCACAUCCUAAUGGUGCAUUCUUGUGCCACCUUGAAGCACUUUUAAGAGUUAGUUUUGAUAGUCUUGCGGAUGGCAUUCUUGAAGCAAUUCCUAAUAUGAAGAAAUUAGGAGUCCAAAUAUUGGCACCAAAUACAGCAAGCUGCUUUAGCCAUGUUUCCCAUCUGCAUAAACUGCAGACACUUAAAUGUGUUGUAGUGAAUCCUGAUUUGGAGUUUGGUUGUGUCCAAUCACCUCUUCCUGAUUUCUCAAAGCUCCCAUUGAGCCUUGUCAAGCUGAGUCUGAGUGGAUUCGGAUAUGAAUGGGAAUGCAUGGGACCAAUCGCUUCAUUGCCAAAUCUUCAGGUGCUCAAGUUGCGAAGCUAUGCUUUUCAAGGCCCGAGAUGGGAAGUACAAGAGAAUGGAUUCUUGAAGCUUCAAUAUCUUAAAAUUGAAGACACUGAUUUGGAAGAAUGGAUGAUGGGAAAGGGAAGCUUCCCAUGGCUUUGCUGCCUAAGCUUGAAACAUUGCUACAAUUUGCAAGAAAUUCACUGGGAAUUUGAAUCAGGAGUGUUCACAAAGAUUGAAUUAGUAGACUGCAAUCCAUUAGGCGUGACAUGUCUACAACAAUUACGAGAGGCAAGAUUGAGAAGCAAGCAUUAUGUUCCGGAUAUUUUUGUCCAUUCUUCAUGGAUGCUGGAAAAUCAGCGGGUUGGACGGAUAUUUUUGUCCAUUCUUCAUGGAUGCUGGAAAAUCAGCGGGCUUCCAACCGUUAACAUCUAG
This is a messenger RNA of Salvia hispanica, 2688 nucleotides long. Its product is annotated as putative late blight resistance protein homolog R1A-3. The record is from RefSeq and is a predicted model, not a curated record. Gene Ontology annotation, molecular function: ADP binding. Lineage: Eukaryota; Viridiplantae; Streptophyta; Magnoliopsida; Lamiales; Lamiaceae. Gene Ontology annotation, biological process: defense response to other organism.